GUCUGUCACGGGACGGCGUGGCGUUCGCGUCGGUUUACCGCUGAGCGUGGCGCGGCAGUGCGUGUGUGUGUGUGUGUAUGUGUGCUCUCCGUUUUGCCGACGUCAUCUUGCCGGGAUGUUGCGUGGCCAAACCGACGCGUGGCUGCUGUAGUACUGCGUGUACGCUGCCGGUGUCGCUCGCGACGUUCGCAGUUCGCUGAGAUCGUUUUUGCAGGGUGUGUGCUCUCUCGUUGUUUUUUUUUUUCGAGACGUCAACCAGCGAGUGUCAUCCAGUUGCAGUAACGAUACCGUAUUUGCGAGAAGUGCGUUUGUUGGAUUGUUGCAACUCGACGUCCGUCCGUGUGUGUGUGUGUGUAAGAGAAUUUGUGUAACGGAUUUCCUACGCGUUUACGUUCUGAAACAGUGGCACGAACUUUGUUGACAGGCUGUGGGUGUACCCUUUUGCACCUGUUCGCCCCCGAGUGUAGUCUGAUGCGCAGAUACUGCGGGUGCUAGCGACAUCGGGAAAGUUCGUUAGCCCUCGUGACGUCCGUCAGUGGAGGAGGAGGAGGGCAGAUUUCGCCAAGCCGGCGGAAGUGGAGGAGGAAGAAGAAGAGGAGGCGGAGGAAGAGGAGGAGAGGGAGAGAGACAGGAAGGGCGCGGACGGCAGAAGCAAAACAGGGGAAGCGCGAUUGUUGCGCCGUUGUUAACGGUCCGCCAGCGGUGCGCGACUCUUGCGGCUCGUUCGUCCUCUUCGCCGGGCUGACUCCGUGCAAUCGGCGCAGAUGUUCACGAAGUGGAGAAGAAAGAACCUGGAGAGAAGCCGGUAUCAGCUCGGAACUUGCCUCCGCGUGCAUCAUAAGUGCGCCUGGAAGGAAUAAGCACUUUGCCUCCAGAAGCUCCGAAGCCAGGACUGACCCGACGGUACUGAAGACAGCGAUCUCGGGGAUGGUUUUCGCUUUCUGCAGUUGACGACUGUGGCUGCCUUAGGACUAACAAAUUUAGCGCAGAACAAUAUUAUUCCGCAUCGAGUUUAUAUCAGUCGUUGUAGUCUCUUCGUUACGAAUAGUUAGGCCAAUUAAACUUAGCAUUACUAUUACUCACGGCAGUAAUCAGUGGGCAAGGUUCGUUGUACAAUCUGACAGGUUGUCCAGAUGAGGUGUCGCCUUCGGUCCCACAUUACUUGUCUUUGUGGUUAGGGGAGGAACAAUUUGCGACUAAUUUGCCGAGUGACACAGUGGACGUGAUAGCGAUAGCGAACUGAAACGAGUGCAGUGAGCUGCUGUAUGACUUACGAGUGUCAAGGUGAACUGCCUGGCAGUUGGUAGAUAUUGAAAGUGAAAACUGAUAUUUAUUGCUUCCAAGGUGGCUGCAUUGGUCAGGCAAUUACCUGGCUGAUACUUAUUGCUUCGUAGUUGGUAGCACUGGUAGGGUAAUAAUAUAGUUGAAAUUUGGUGCUUCGUAAUUGGCAACACUGGUAGGGUGAACCUUCAGGGUUAUUUAUUGUUUCAAAGUUGGCAACAUUGCGAGGGAAUCACAGGUGGGGAGUAGUAGUUUGCGAUUAAUUUGCCUGGCGAAACAGUGGUCGUCAGAUCGAUAGCAAACUCAAAAGUGUGCUGCUGUGUAACUGGAGAGUGUCAAGGUGUACUGCCUGGCAGUUGGUAGAUAUUGAAAGUGAAAACUGAUAUUUAUUGCUUCCAAGGUGGCUGCAUUGGUCAGGCAAUUACCUGGCUGAUAUUUAUUGCUUCGUAGUUGGUAGCACUGGUACGGUAAUAAUAUAGUUGAAAUUUGGUGCUUCGUAAUUGGCAACACUGGUAGGGUGAACCUUCAGGGUUAUUUAUUGUUUCUAAGUUGGCAGCAUUGUGAGGGGAAUCGCCGGAGGGGAGGAGUAGUUUGCGAUUAAUUUGCCUGGCGACACAGUGGUUGUCAGAUUGAUAGCAAACUCAAAAGUGUGCUGCUGUGUAACUGGAGAGUGUCAAGGUGUACUGCCUGGCAGUUGGUAGAUAUUGAAAGUGAAAACUCAUAUUUAUUGCUUCGAAGGUGGCUGCAUUGGUCAGGCAAUUACCUGGUUGAUAUUUAUUGCUUUUUAGUUGGUAGCACUGGUAGGGUAAUAAUAUAGUUGAAAUUUGGUGCUAAGUAAUUGGCAACACUGGUAGGGUGAAACUUCAGGGUUAUUUAUUGUUUCAAAGUUGGCAGCAUUGCGAGGGGAAUCACCGGACUGCAGUGUAUCCAAUAGAUAUCAAAUUCAACGAAGUACAGAGAGGCGGUAAGUGCGACAGUGCGUGUUUCUGGGUGAGUAGGUGCCGGGGCAGUGGGCUUUAAGUAGACGCGAAGUGCUAACCUCGGCCCCAAUACGGGGGUGAAGUUGAGCCUCCAGUCCCUGGACCCUCGAAGGCCAGCGGUCGGCGACGACAGCGAGCGCUGCCAACCUCCGCCCGCGGAAGUCCCUGCCGUGGCAGCCAUGUCGGCCAUGGACAUCACGUGCGGCUUCCCCAUCUUCGGGGCAUCGGGCUACCAGCGGCAGCGCAACUGCAGCGAGGGCAGUUCCAGCGGAGCCUCCACCUAUUCCGGCGGCUACGACCGCAUGCCGGCGUGCGGUUGCCUGGAGGCGGGCUCGCCGCCGCUGGGGGCGGCGCAUUCCGCCCCCACAGGGGGCGGCGGCUACACGCGGCUCAGGGGCGGCGCCUCCCCCGCCUCCAGCUGCGGCGACCUGCACUACGAGAAGGCAGAGUGCGGGCACAGCGAGAAGGAGGAGGAGCUGGUGUUCCACAGUGAGGACUACGGCGGUGGCGGACGCCUGAGCGCGGUGGUGGGCCGCGAUCUGUGUGCUGGGGACCUGUGCCUGCUGCUGGCCGCCAAGUCCCUGGCUGCCAAGGACCCCAGCUGGGCAAUCGUCGAGGUCUGGCCACGGCUCGGCAUUGAGCGCUCGCUGGAGGACCACGAGGAGGUACUGGCCGUGCAUCUCGACGCGCAGCCGUUCGGCCACCGCGAGGCCAAGAAAUUCGUCUUCCGCAAGGACUUCUCCAAGUACGAGUUCUUCCACAGCCCGCAGCAGUUCUUCCCGGCCGACAUGGUGGACCUGGGGGCGUGCUGCGCCGGCACCUCCGCCCCCUCCACCCCCACGCUGGACUCGCGCCACGGCCACUGGCCGGGACAGGCUGUCUGCUCGUCUACGUCCGCGCCGUCGACGCCGCUGGACCCGCAGGCAGCGCUCAUGGCCGUGGUGGGGGGCUCCGCGGUGCUGCCGCCCAUCUUCUCGCCGGUCUGGGUUCGAGACCCGGGCAAGCAGACGUGGACGCGCGCCUUCCUGCUGCUGCAGGGCCAGGAGCUCUACAUCUCGCACAAGGUGCAGACCAUCGCCAAGUACCUUCGCAGCAAGGACAGCAACAAGGUGGUGCUGGACGGCGUGGGCGGUCUGCAGGCGGUGGCUUCGCUGCGCGACCACGCCGUGUACCGGGCGCUGAACGCGCGCAACCAGUUCCGCGCGCCCACCGAGUGGGGGCUCUGCCUGCGGCCCAGCUCCAGCUCCAGGGUGGGGGCGGGCGGAGGCGGCCCGGGGGCGCUCUUCUGCGUCGCCUGCGAGUCGGAGCGCGCCAGGCUGUGCUGGCUCACCGCCAUGCGGCUUGCCAAGUAUGGCAAGCAGCUACGGGAGAACUACCGCUCAUUCAAGAGCAAGUGCACCGAGUCUGGUUCGAGUCCCAAGGAGUACAACAGCUACUCCGUGCCCAAUGAGAGCGUGCGGUCGCGCGUGGCCAUGGACUUCACGGGCAGCGUGGGCCGCAUCGUGGACGACCCGCAGGAGGCGCGCGCCAUCGCAGCCGCCGAGGGCUACUCGUGGAAGCGGCGCUGGCGGCCGCCCAGGCCGUCCGCGCCCGGCGCCGCCCCCGCCGCCCCCGCGCCCGCCGCCGGGCUGGCGGCCGGCGUGCACGUGGCGCAGCCCUGGUUCCACGCCGGCAUGACGCGCGAGCAGGCCGCGCAGCUCGUCCACCGGCACGGCUCCGUCGACGGGGUGUUCCUGGUCCGAGAGAGCCGCAGCUCCCCUGGGUCGUUCGUGCUGACCUACAAGUGCGGCGGAAAGGUCAUCCACACGCAGAUACAGCCGGUGGUGGACACUGCCCGCGACGCGGUCUGCUACUCGCUGGACAACGGCAGCACCAAGUUCUACGACCUGCUGCAGCUCGUCGAGUUCUACCAGCUCAACGCCGGCCGCCUGCCGACGCGCCUCACCCACUACGUCGUGCAGGGCCCCGCCGAACACAACUCCGUCACCUACUGAGGGCGGCACUCCCGAGACGACACCCGACCGUCCCGUCGAGGAUCUGACGCCGCCGGAGGAACCUCCCGGCGUCCCGGACCCCGACGCGGCCAGUGCCUACGCAUUGCCGGCCGCUUACUCAUGCCGGCCUGUCGGUGCGUACGUUUGAUCUGUGCCUCGGUGGUAAUACCAGGUAGCGUAUCGAGAACUGGUCCGUGGUCACACUGUGUAAGCCGGCAGAGACUAGAGAAUCAUUGUGGUGUACUGGAAUAGCUUCCAGCGUGAAUAGCUUCCAGAAACUUCUGUCACCAUAAGAUUGUUCUGUUUAUCACUCUGGUGGGGUAAAACCCUCUCACUAUUUGUUGCACAUAUUACAGCAUUGCAUGCAGACUUACACAAUACUAGUGGGGUCGCAUUCUACCCAGCCCGAGUUACAAAAUGACGCCUCUUGUAAAUUCUUUUGCUGCAUUUAUUCCUUUAUCCACCUGUGAACAUUGUGCACGGUAUUAAUGUAAUUUGUAAAGAGUACGGGAUGCCGUCAUUAUAUAAGUAUACACAUAUGUACAAAGGACAUCUGCAUAAUAAGGAACCAAUGUCGACGACAGAUUAAUGUAAUUGAGUUUCGUGCAACAUGUGUGGUUACUAUGAAACGUAAAUGUGUGGCACAGUGCAUUGUUGCAGAAUACAUACAAGAAUACUGAGCAGACUUGCCAAAGUUUGAGCCUUUUUUUAUUAUUAUUAUUUCUUAAUUUUUUGCUGAGUCAUCAGUCUUGCUCUUGGCUAUAUAUGACCCACUACAGCUUUAGCCUCGGUGUCAAUCUCUUCGCACUUAAACACUUAGCACCUCGGUUAUUUGCUGGAUGUUUACCAGUCUCUCUCUCUGUCUUCAUCUACAGGCUUUGCCAUCUAUGGCUCCCUCUAAUACCUCAGAAGUUAUUCCCUGAUAUCCUAGCACACUCCCUAUUAUCCCGUACUUACAGCAAAUCAGAGUUCCUCACAAUUUAUCGGUCCACCUAAUUUUCACCACCUCAAAUUCUCUGUUGCCUAUUCUCCCACAGUUCACAGUUGAGAUUCUUCUGCACCCAGACAAGUUUCAGGAGAGAAAUCCUAUUUUAAAACUAACAGACAUUCUCUGGCAUGUGGUUGGCCGACUUCUCAUCUUUUUCGGAUCUGUAAACGUGUGAGUACCAAAUGGAGAUGUUCUCAGUUCACCCUCUGUCAGGUUCAUCUUUAAUUUUAAAACGUGAAGUUCCAAAUGAAUAUGGAUAUCAUCACAUGUAAUUUUCUCUCACAAUGUCACCUAUUUCAUUUGUUAUAAAAUGAUCUCAGUUCUGAUGUUUCUGUCCGUAUCUUAUCAUCUCACCUUAACAUCUUAAGUAUGACUAAUAUAAGACAGAACAUGUUAUUUAGAGGUAAUUUUAUGCAUUAUUGCAUUACAAUGCAAUCUGUUAUCAAUUCUAUCUGUACCGAACACACUUGCCGACACAGCUUUGAGGUUUGACUCCUGAAGUGGACAUUGUUACCUUGCCAGAAAUGUGUUUUGUGAACUUUGGAGGGAUGAGGUCAUUUUGUAGAACAGAUGGGUACGCAAAGUACACGCUACAGAUUGUGUACGCUACAUGGGACUUCUGUACAUCUGGCAUCGAUGAUAAAUCUUGAGGUAGCCUGACGUAUUUUCAAAGCGUUUAACAGAUGUCUAAAAUUUUUAAGAAGCAUUACGCAUGUUACUGCAGCUAAUUGUCAUCUGCAGUGUUUUGUCUGUCAGACAUUUGUAUGUGAACACAAUAUUUACAGUGCCUCUCUGUAGCACAAACUAUUUAUUAAUGAAAAUUCUUUGAAGUAAUAAAAUAUAUCUACACUAUCAUCGGUGUCAACAUCAUUGAAUGAAUACUGUACAAUAUAGUGUAUAUAAAUAAAUAAGCAAGCAAUCAGUUGCCACAAACCUUUUGACCCCUUACCUUCAUCUGCAGAAAUAUUUCUAAAUGCUUUACGUAUUGAGUAAUGCAUGUACGUGUGUGUGUGUGUGUGUGUGUGUGUGUGUGUGUGUGUGUGUGUGUGUGUGUGUAUGUGUGUGUUGCAUUGGAAUUUAUUUUUCUAUUUAUCAGAGUAACAUACGAUCAGUGAAUGCACCCAUUAAAUAAUGUUUAUGUGUUGAAUCUAUAAAUAAAACUAUGUAUGCCAGUCUUGCAUGAUUGUGUCUGAUAAGAGUGUUGUGUAUAUAGUUGUAAUAACCAAGAUGGUUUAAAGCUCUGUAAGCUAUUAAACUUUUUAGUUAAUUAUUUUAAUUUAUUACAAAUUGCAGUGAGAGAAGUAAAUGAGGUCGUUGUAUAAACAGAGUAAUAACUGAAUUGUGAUUUGUGUGUAAUGUAUAACAGAGUAUAUCAUACGCAGGAAAAUGUAGAGAAAAUUUAUUUGCAGUGUAAUGUUAUAUAUGUUUGUAAAUCAUCAGUAUUUAUUAUAUAGAAACAUUAGCCCUUAGAGAAGCAAGUUGAAAUAAGUAUUUAUCAUGACAAUACAUAUCUCGUCAGUUACUGCUAAUACCGUUGUUUCGAAAAUGACUUUUUGCGAAUUUUGCGUCGGCAAUCCUGACGAAUAAGAUAAAUGUAAUAGCAGUGGAAGUGAAUUGUAGUAAGUGUCUUAGAAUACUUUGACAUUGAAACUGAGGCUAUUGAGUUGCUACUGAACAGUUACAACUCAGAAAGUAACAACAACAUUAUUAUUUCUUAUGUAUUAAUGUGUAUUUAGGAAGACUUUUGAACUAGAUCUGUGGAGUGGGAGAGAUACAAAGUUUACUUGUAGUAACAGUAAAAAUUAAAGAGUAAUAUAUUUUUGUACAUUUGUGGUAAAAACUUUAUCUUUGCCAAAGUAUAUAGAAGUGCAGGAAGUUUUCCUCGGCCAUGGCAACCAUCUAGUUUUUGGUUUUAUUAAAGUGUUUGUAUUGUAUACGUAGUGAGAAGUGGUGUGGCAGAUGCGAGAACUUCCUGGCAGAACCAGUGUCUCUUUUUUGUUAUUGAUUUUGUGUGUCUUAAUCCUCGUGCUGUGUAAAAGGGUUGUACAUUGCAUUGUGUUCUGCGCAUCUCUGUAACAGAAUGAUGUGAUUGAGCUGUCAGUAUAUUUCUGUACAUUGAGAAUGAAUGAUACUUUGUGAUUUGAGAUCAGGGGAAUUUCAUUCUGCAGCAAGCAAUAAGUGUUGUCCACUGUGGAUAUUGACAGCAAUAACUUGGACAAUCAUAUCUUCAUUUCCAGUGUUAUAACUGGGGACGUGGCUAUCAUAUUUCGUUGCGACACUUAAUACUAACUGAAUCCAGAUAUACUGCACACGAUACGUCGAUGCAGUUGUCGGGCAUUACCACGUGGAGACAAGAUGCAAACGUUAAUUUGUGAUAACUAUGACAUUCUUAUAGUCUAGAGGCAACUGUGGUGGCUAGUGUUUUUUCCUGACACAAUCACAUUCAUUUUUGUGCCACAAAAGGCUUUCCUGAAGAAUUUCUCGUAGAAAUGUUUCCCGUGUGAAACAUUGGAUAUCAUUGUGUAAUUCCUGAAGUAUUUCGCCGGUGCAAUUGGCCGACACCUUCAGGUGCGACAAAUGCACUGUUGAGCUAUGACUGAAGCCUCCUAUUUACUCCAGUCUAAAAUGGGAAAACGUUUUCGGCCACAGAAUUUGACACAUUUCUGUGCGAGCUACUUCGAUGCUCAGUGUAAAAUAAUCGUGCGUGGACUUGACGAGAGGUACCUUUUUCACCCGAGUGUCGGGACUAGAUUGUACUUUGAAACAUUUAUUUAAGCAAAAGUAAGUUCUUUACAGUGGACAGAAUAAAAAGCAAUACAGAUCGUUACUCAGAAGGGAACAAAUCGGCAGGUACGUGCCGGGGCAAAUUUGUCGUUUUUUGCCCCACUUGUUGAGAAAGUCACAACCCUUUUUAUGUUCUUUUUUUUUGUUAUUGCCUGUAAUAUAUCACUGUUGCGUAUGGUGCACUUUCUUUCCUUGCAAGAUGUUCUGUCGUAGUGUAGGUAACCCUUACAUGAUAGACUAAAGAUAUUGCCUGCUGAUACUUCGUUAGUGUUGUCCUCUAUUAAUGUUUAGUAUUGUUUCUAUUGCUGUUUACUGUUGUUAUAGCCGUGUCUCUAUCAGUAUUAAUAUGUAUACAAGAACAGGGUUCGUAUUUAUGCUUCACUUCGUUUCGCAAAUCUGUGAACUAGAGUUUUUAUGUAACCACAUUUACAUUGCUUAGAGUAAAUGUUUGUUUUUGCACAUUUGAUCACUAGGAUGUAUUAACUUAAUAUUGUAAUAUGUACAAACAAGCUUGUUCACUUCUUUUCUAUGGUCAGUAAAUUAUUUUUUACUCAAAA
This is a messenger RNA of Schistocerca gregaria, 8584 nucleotides long. RefSeq names its product growth factor receptor-bound protein 14-like. Gene Ontology annotation, biological process: signal transduction. Bases 2441 to 4255 code for a protein of 604 amino acids. The record is from RefSeq and is a predicted model, not a curated record. NCBI's taxonomy places the organism in Eukaryota, Metazoa, Arthropoda, Insecta, Orthoptera, Acrididae. The transcript has 13 exons.